CCUGCGCAGCUGGGGUUUCGCCUGGCUGCUGGGUUAUAAGAUGGGCGAAAUCUAGCAGCUCUGAUUUGAUGCAAAUUUUUUUUUUUUCCCGGCCCGUCUAACCCUCGAAGAGACGCUUCAGCCGGGAGAAGGAGAACGAUGACAUGGAGAGGUGAGGUUGACGUGGUCCGCAGGAGGAUCUCAGAGCUUGUCGCUGUGCGCUAGUUGCCCUGGUGACUACCCUCGCGCGCCACACCUGCAGCGAGAUCACAGCACCUUCACCAGAGUGCCAUUAUGAAGCCCACGCAUGAGCGCAACCAAGAAUGGCUGCCUCCCAAAAAGAGGGACCUCCCGGUCAACAGCAGUGGCAGCAACAGCACAGAGGAAGGAGGGGGCAGCGGGGGGGGCAGUGGUGGAGGCACCGGCGGAGAGGCGACUUCCACUCCAAGUUCAGGUUCCAUAGCUGGCGAGGUCCAGGCUGGCAGCGCCUCUGGCGAGUGGAUGAGGGUCCAGUCAGGGCUGCAGUACAGUGUGGACAACUCGGAUGGCGUGAGCGUGCCAGUUGAUCAGUACGGCAUGGUCUACAAAGUUGCCAUGCCGUCUGUCACCUACUCCCCCACCAGCCUCCACCCAGUGUUGAGCCAUAUCUCUCCAGCCUACACUGUUCCCUCUCCCCUUCUUCAACACCCUGGGAUACCCUACCACCCUCUAGGUUAUGCGCAGAUCCCUCACCCCUCGCUGCAGUUUGUUGGUUCACCAUAUGCAGUACCUUACGCAGUACCUCCUGGCUUUGUGCCCAGCCCACUGAUAUCGCCGCAGUCUGCCAUCCCUCAGCCCCACCAUGUCUCCCACCUGGUCCCCUAUCCAUCAGUCAUUCAGGAAGGCGUCGUUUCCCCACCCUCUCAACCACCCACAUCAAUCCACACCUUAGCUAAAGCAGCACCCUCUGGUAGUGCCCCCUUGGUGUUGUCCCCGGAACAGGCCACACAGCCGCAUGUGUUCUACCACCACCCGGCAUCUAGGACGGCAACAGCAGCUGCCCCAUCCCCCACUGUAACCUUUGGGGACUCGCAGGGAGCCUUGCAGGAACGCAGGAAGGAGGUCAAUGGUGGGGAAGCAGGCCGUUCAGUGAGGGAACAGCCCCAAGACUCUUCCUCCAGGAGUGCACGCGUGCUUCAGGUUGCACCCCCCUCCAGCACCUCUGAUCACCUACAGACCCGUAACCAUGCCUCUUUCCGAUCCGAGGGGAGGGGCUCCCCUGGACAGAGCAGCACCCCAGACACAGACCUGGAGGUUCAGCAGGUAGUCGGUGGUCUUGUGUCCCCCAACCAAGGUGUGACCGGGAGUCGCAAAGAGGUGUCCUUUGGCCCACUGAACCUGUCCCAGGGUUCUCUUCGGAAUAAGGAGGCCCCACCAGUGAUCCGCACUCCAGAAACAUCUGGUUCAAAUCGGAUUGCGUAUUCGGCUCAUCUACCUGCACCAGGUGACCAUCGGGUUCCUGCCCACCAGGCAGUGAUGCUGGCCAAUGGGCAGCAGGUCCUCGUCCCUGUUGACUACACCCAGCCGCACCAGUACAUGAGCUCCCCCAGUGAGGUUGCUCCUGCAUCCAAACCCUCUGACCCCACAGCCAGAAUGUGCCUCCCCGAACAGCCUCAGGUCACCCCUGUGUCUGCCCCUGGCCCCUCACACUUCAUGAAGGGUGCCAUCAUCCAGCUGGCCACAGGGGAGCUGAAGCGAGUGGAGGACCUGCAGACGCAAGACUUUGUGAGGAGCGCUGAGGCGAGCGGGGGUCUAAAGAUUGAUUCCAGCAUGGUGGUGGACAUCAGGCAGAGCCAGCAGCGACCUGGCCUGGUGUCCCUACACUUCAGUGUGGGCGAGCAGCAAAGCAGGGUGACAAUUGACGUACCGCCGGAGCACCCCUUCUUCGUCUUCGGCCAGGGCUGGUCUUCUUGCAGCCCUGAGCGCACGGCACAGCUCUAUGGCCUUACCUGCCACCACCUGCAGGCCGGCGAUGUGUGUGUCUCCAUCACACUGCAGCAGCCACAGCAUCAGUACCCCCAGCAGCAGGCAAUAGCCAGGACCCCCAGCAAGGCCAAACCACCCAGCACUGCUGUUGCCCCUCAGACCAUGGGACCACCUGCCCCACAGCACCCAAGAACCCCUGCCCAGUUCUGGCUGGACCGGACUCACCGGGACCGGGAUGAUGAGGCUAAGGAGGAGGCUGUGGACGGGGGUGGUGUGUCCCUCAAGCCAGACAGGCUUUUGGCAGAACACUCCCGGAGUCAGAGAGGUUACUGUUUGCACAUGGAGGGCCAGGGAGGUGGGGGGGCAGCAGCAGCACAGAGGCGCUGGUCGGUGCCCGGCUUCCAGAGAUAUGGGAGCAAGGCUGAGGAGGAGGCCAACCCGUCGGCCUCAGCCUCCGGCCUCUCAAGACCAACCUUCAUCCCUCAGGAGGUCAAGUUGUCCAUCGAGGGUCGAUCCAAUGCCGGAAAGUAGCAGCAGCACGAGAUUGUCUGAGCAAAUGUGUGUUUGAGUGAGCAAGCGAAAGUAUGUGUGUUUGUGAGAAAGAAGCCUCAGAAUUUUUGAGAUUUUUGCACACUCCAAAGUUACAGCCACUUUUGUGCACUGACGGUGCGACUUUUGGAUGGUGGCCAACUGCUCUGGAAAUGCCAGGGAAUUGAGUGCAGAGCAGAAGAAACACUCUAAGUGGCAACAAAACUGGCAACGGUGAGCACUGCGCCAAAAUGGCCCCCUCGCACAUGCCUCUGUAGGGUGGGCCGCUCAAGCAUAGCUGCCCCCACAGUGGUUGUUGCCGUGUGCUGGGUGUUUCUCAGACCCAUUCACAGCCUCUGGACUGUCUACCAAAGCCUUUCAGAUCUGCAUUCCCUCCAGAGGGUUGGGCCAAUUGCAGCACACCUGAUUACUGUCCCCCACACUUGACCAAAAUCAGAUACAAACCCACGGCUGGAGAGAUCCUACAGCCAUUGCUCAGUGAACAGUAUCAUGUCCACAGAAGCAGCAAGAGUAAAACACUCUUUCCUUGACUAUCUUCAGUACGGAAGAAUUCCCGGUCAUGCAACUCAAGAAAAAUGAGACAUUUCUCCUUCCUAAGCAGAGCUUUUUCACUGAAAGUAAUUCUGGUUAGAGCUACGACAGUGUGUUUAUAGUCUCCCCCCCC
Scleropages formosus (Asian bonytongue) is the source of this 3157-nucleotide messenger RNA. It is a transcript of the gene atxn1l, whose product is annotated as ataxin 1-like. NCBI's taxonomy places the organism in Eukaryota, Metazoa, Chordata, Actinopteri, Osteoglossiformes, Osteoglossidae. The record is from RefSeq and is a predicted model, not a curated record. Gene Ontology annotation, cellular component: nucleus. Gene Ontology annotation, molecular function: protein binding; RNA binding. The coding region runs from base 274 to 2475 and encodes 733 amino acids. The transcript has 3 exons. Gene Ontology annotation, biological process: regulation of DNA-templated transcription; anatomical structure development.